This is a messenger RNA of Gryllus bimaculatus (two-spotted cricket), 2043 nucleotides long. The record is from the annotation of a GenBank genome assembly. Lineage: Eukaryota; Metazoa; Arthropoda; Insecta; Orthoptera; Gryllidae.
CUUCCACACCUCGCUGGAUUUCUCCUGGUGAAAGGAGACGGAACAGUUGGGUGGAGUCUUGCAGGAGCGGGGAGUGAGGUUUUGAGUAGGUCGCAAGGAGUGGGGCCUCACUCGCCCGUGCAACGAAGUUCUCCUGUGAAGACAAUCCCAGUCUUCUGUCAGCUGUGCGAAGUUAUGUUGGGUUUACGUUCGUUGAAUCUUAUAGCGGAACGUGCGUUUGAAACAGUGCAGUUUUGACGUAGAAUACUAUAAUGCGAGUUAAUGUUGUUAUAACAAUACACUCUAUUGUUCUCCUAAUGAUGAAGAUCGGAGAUGUUAUCAUUUUAAAUCAGUGUGAAUGUAGUUCUUAGUUUGGUCGACUAGUCUGUUGACUAAAAUGGCAUUGUUGGAGUCUUGCUUUUGCUGCAGCCUUCUGGUAGCGUCCGCCACGGCAGGUGUUUAUGCUCUGGUAGCAUAUAUUGUUGCAUUUACUAUUGAACUAUGGUGGAUCUUAGAAGCGGAAGUGACUCUUCCAGCACCUGCUUAUCUCCUCUGUGCUGGGUAUUUCAUUACUUUUGUUGUAUCAGCAUUAUUACUCCAUGGUAUAACAGUGAAACGAACAUUAUUCCUUCUUAGUUGGUUAUUUACUGUUAUCAUUUUAUCCUUCCCAGAAGCUGGCCUUGUACUUUUCAUGAGUUUACACUAUUGGAAAGUUAAAUCUCUUUAUGGACUUACAGAGCUAAUAUACUGGUCAUGCAGAGUAAUAUGCAAUAUUGCAGGCCUUAUUUGUGUACAGUCCUUAUAUUCAACGUGGAGAGAAGAAAAGUUAGUAUUAAGAAGACUUCAGGAUUUGAACAUGUCCAAUAUUAAUCGAAACAUGCCUAGUAAUGGACACUUGAAAAACGGAAGCUCUACACCAGGAUAUCAGAAUGGAGGAUUUGUUGCCUCAACAGGACGACUUAAUAUGUUAUCAUCUAGUGUUCCCACAAUCAGCCGAUUGCAAAGAUCGGCUUCUUCAGUUUCACAUCUUCACCUCCAAUCACCAUUGCGUUUUGGUGGAUCACUUCCAAAUAAUAAUGUGUCAACCCACAUGAUACCCCUGACUCCUCUCAAUAAUCUGCAAUAUGCAUUCUUUGGAGCACCGGACAGUGCAACAACUGGUAGCGAAUUCAAUGCAUCAACAUUUGAUGGCUACUUUGCAGCUUCAGUGAGCUCAAACAUUCUGGAGAGUGAAAAAAUGUUUCAUCCUCAAAUGAAUUUGCACAGAAAUCACUUAAAUACAUCAAUGAACAGAACUCAGUCACUGAUGGAUCUGAGAGACAAUGUGAAAUCAGAAAAUUUUUGGUUUUCUCCAAUUCCUCUCCAUCCUUUGUCUGUGGAUUACAUGCGUUCAAGUACUGAAAAUGUUACCCAAAGUUUAGAUAGAAGAGUUCUAAGACACUCGGGAAAAUUGCGCAAAGCUAGUUCACUUAGUGAACUGAACAAUAUUGCUAGAUCUAUCAAUGUAUCUACACUGCAUGACGAAAUGAAUGAACUUAAUAUGCAAAGGUUUAUUCUACAAUCACCUUAUGGAUACCAAUUGUACAGAAGACCUAGACCUAUUGUCCAAACUUCUGGAAGUAAACGAUCAUUAGCAGAAUCUGAUGAUAUGCAAAAAAUAAGAGAUGUAGCCUUAUGAAUGUCUUAUUCAUUAUAUAUUUGAUGUACCAUUACAGCAACAAUGACCAAAGCAUGAGUGAAGUUAGUCCUACAAAUAAUAAAAUACAUUAAUAUAUAUUUUUGAUUGUAUUCAGGAAUUAAAACCAAAGUUACCAUGAAGCGUUGUUAUGAAAAGGGUAUGUUACUACUGAAAUGUGUGCCAAAUAUCAGAUCAAUGAUUUUAGAAAGAAAUUGAUAUUUGAGAGAGAUAUAUAUAUUUUCUUAAAUCUAACGUUUAAACCUCUUAACAGUACUGGAGUGAGAAAAGGUGAAGAAUGUUUGUAUUUUCAUAUUUAUAUUAAAAAAUAUUCUGUUCAUGUUAUUUGUGGUAACCACUGUUAACCAAAAUAAAAAUAUAAAUUAUGC